Meleagris gallopavo (turkey) is the source of this 850-nucleotide messenger RNA. RefSeq names its product matrix metallopeptidase 2 (gene MMP2). NCBI's taxonomy places the organism in Eukaryota, Metazoa, Chordata, Aves, Galliformes, Phasianidae. Gene Ontology annotation, molecular function: metalloendopeptidase activity; zinc ion binding. Gene Ontology annotation, biological process: collagen catabolic process; response to hypoxia; proteolysis. The record is from RefSeq and is marked provisional. Gene Ontology annotation, cellular component: extracellular matrix.
CAAUACCUGAAUAAAUAUUAUGGAUGCCCGAAAGACAACUGCAACUUAUUUGUACUGAAAGAUACUUUGAAGAAAAUGCAGAAGUUUUUUGGGCUGCCUGAAACAGGAGAUUUGGAUCAAAACACAAUUGAGACAAUGAAGAAACCUCGCUGUGGUAACCCAGAUGUGGCCAAUUACAACUUCUUUCCAAGAAAGCCAAAAUGGGAAAAAAACCAUAUAACAUACAGGAUUAUAGGCUAUACCCCGGAUUUGGAUCCUGAGACAGUAGAUGAUGCCUUUGCCCGAGCCUUUAAAGUUUGGAGUGAUGUCACACCACUGAGAUUUAACCGAAUAAACGAUGGAGAAGCAGACAUUAUGAUUAAUUUUGGCCGAUGGGAACAUGGUGAUGGCUAUCCGUUUGAUGGCAAAGAUGGUCUCCUGGCUCACGCCUUUGCACCGGGGCCAGGAAUUGGAGGAGACUCCCAUUUUGAUGAUGAUGAACUGUGGACUCUUGGAGAAGGGCAAGUGGUUAGAGUAAAGUAUGGAAAUGCAGAUGGUGAAUACUGCAAAUUUCCCUUCUGGUUCAAUGGUAAGGAAUACAACAGUUGCACAGAUGCAGGACGUAAUGAUGGAUUCCUCUGGUGUUCCACAACUCAAGACUUUGAUGCAGAUGGAAAAUAUGGCUUUUGUCCCAUGAGUCUUUUUACAAUGGGUGGCAAUGGUGACGGACAGCCAUGCAAGUUUCCCUUUAAAUUUCAAGGCCAGUCCUAUGACCAGUGUACAACAGAAGGCAGGACAGAUGGAUACCGAUGGUGUGGAACCACCGAAGACUAUGACAGAGAUAAGAAAUAUGGAUUCUGCCCAGAAACUG